Botrytis sinoallii is the source of this 369-nucleotide messenger RNA. RefSeq lists its product as uncharacterized. Lineage: Eukaryota; Fungi; Ascomycota; Leotiomycetes; Helotiales; Sclerotiniaceae. The transcript has a single exon. The record is from RefSeq and is a predicted model, not a curated record. The coding region runs from base 1 to 369 and encodes 122 amino acids.
AUGGAUAGAAUGAAGGUUGUGGAAUCUAGAAGGGAUGAGAAAGAAGGGAUUGAGGAAUUAUACUUCGUCGCCGGCCUAUUGCUUGUCGCAUCGAGAACGGAUCAAAUGGCUCACUGGAGCAAUCUGAAUGGAGCUAAUGCUUUAGUAGCAAGUUCUUUUGAAAUCUGCUUGCAGUGCCUCUCAAGAAUCCUGAUUGGCAAACUAGACGCGGUAUCUGCAGAAAUUGAGAAGGGAUGUGUGAAAGUAAAAUUUUGCGAGGGAGAUCUCAAGCCUUUUAAUCUUAUAAAUAUUUAUGAUUACUUACCAUCAUUGCAGACGACCGAAGCCUUCGCAGUCUUUGAUAUGCCCGAGAAUGCCUCCGUCCGAUAA